Hymenoscyphus albidus is the source of this 570-nucleotide messenger RNA. The record is from the annotation of a GenBank genome assembly. Lineage: Eukaryota; Fungi; Ascomycota; Leotiomycetes; Helotiales; Helotiaceae.
GGAAGCUUCGAAUGAUAGCAGGCCACAAUUGGUCCACUUCCGCUUCCAAGGUGGCUACAUAUUCAUUACUCAGAUCUUUCAAAGCUGCAUUAUUCUCUACGAGUAAAAGUUGGCUGAUGGGGUAAGAAAUAUUCCUGCAUACUGUCGCUCAGGUGGGUGAUUGGAAUAUAUAAGAGCACUCAGCCUCCGUGGUAUUGUUCAUCCACCACCUCACUUCAGCUCAAUUCAUUCACCCCCAACCCAAACAUCAAACUUUCCAUCUAUCAAAAUGAAGUUCACCAUCAUUGCCACCCUUUGCAUUGCCGCUGUCUCUGCAGUCAGCAUCCCAGCCGCGAUUGAGAAGCGCUGCUUUGCCGACGGCCGUAAGUUACAUCAGGUCGCGUCCCCCUGAGCAUGUGCUGAUUUGAGAAUUAUAGAAAAGUGCCUUGCCUCAAACGACUGCUGCAGCAACUACUGCGGAUUCCCCAACGGAAGCCAAGCCAAUGGAUUGAGAUGCACCUACAAAUAAGUUGGCUAUACUAGCUGUUGAGUGGGCUUGGAACGAGCUAUGGAGGGGAAAUGGAUUAUGAA